Labrus bergylta (ballan wrasse) is the source of this 1126-nucleotide messenger RNA. RefSeq names its product proteasome 20S subunit alpha 1 (gene psma1). The record is from RefSeq and is a predicted model, not a curated record. Gene Ontology annotation, cellular component: proteasome core complex; nucleus; proteasome core complex, alpha-subunit complex. Gene Ontology annotation, biological process: ubiquitin-dependent protein catabolic process; proteasomal protein catabolic process. NCBI's taxonomy places the organism in Eukaryota, Metazoa, Chordata, Actinopteri, Labriformes, Labridae.
CUACUGUUUUCCCUGACGACCCGUCCAGGAAAAUAAAUCAAGUUCCGAUCACAGUAGCACAGGCGGAGGAGGCGAGACACUGAAAGCAGAGAUGUUCCGUAACCAGUACGACAACGACGUGACAGUAUGGAGCCCACAGGGUCGAAUUCAUCAGAUCGAGUAUGCCAUGGAGGCAGUGAAGCAAGGGUCUGCAACCGUAGGACUGAAAUCCAAAACCCAUGCAGUUCUGGUUGCGCUAAAGAGAGCUCAGUCUGAACUGGCUGCUCACCAGAAGAAGAUCCUUCAUGUGGAUAACCAUGUCGGCAUCUCCAUCGCUGGACUGACGGCUGAUGCCAGACUGCUCUGUAACUUCAUGCGUCAGGAGUGCUUGGACUCAAGAUUUGUGUUCGACAGGCCCCUCCCUGCAUCACGCCUGGUUUCUCUUAUUGGCAGCAAAACCCAAAUCCCGACACAGAGGUAUGGAAGGAGGCCCUACGGUGUCGGCCUGCUCAUUGCUGGCUAUGAUGACAUGGGACCUCAUAUCUUCCAGACCUGCCCCUCAGCCAACUACUUUGACUGUAAAGCCAUGUCCAUCGGAGCGCGCUCUCAGUCUGCUCGCACCUACCUGGAAAGAUGCAUGGACAAGUUUUCUGACUGUAAUCUGAACGAUCUUGUCCAGCACGGCCUCCGUGCACUCAGAGAAACCCUCCCCGCCGAGCAGGACCUCACCACCAAGAAUGUUUCCAUCGGCAUCGUGGGGAAGGAGAUGGAGUUCACCAUUUAUGACGACGACGAUGUGGCCCCGUUCCUGGAGGGACUGGAGGAGAGGCCACAGAGAAAGGUUGCUCAGCCUGCUGCAGAUGAACCAGCAGCCGCAGUCCCAGCAGUACCUGACGAGCCAAUGGAGCACUGAGGCGCUUUCCUGUCAGUUUACUUCCUGUUUAUCAGAGCAGGGGGGGCGGCCCAGACCAACCUGACACACUUAAUGCAUCUCACCACAGGAACUGUUAAGAGUUGUUGUGUUGACGUGCCACUUGCUAAACUGUUCAUCCGAUAUAUUCUCUGCCAACAUCAGCCAACGCGAUGUUGCUUUUGUAUGAGUAAAGUGUACCAUUAUACAAGAAAUAAACUCUUUUUUUGAAUUGUG